Molecule: messenger RNA, 1605 nt
Organism: Halteromyces radiatus
Lineage: Eukaryota; Fungi; Mucoromycota; Mucoromycetes; Mucorales; Cunninghamellaceae
Product: kinase-like domain-containing protein
Exons: 13
Coding region: 1-1605 (534 amino acids)
Biological process (GO): protein phosphorylation; mitotic DNA damage checkpoint signaling
Cellular component (GO): cytoplasm; nucleus
Molecular function (GO): protein binding; ATP binding; protein serine/threonine kinase activity
Source: RefSeq, a predicted model, not a curated record
AUGACAGCCAUGUACGAAUGGAGACCUAUACAACAACCAGAAGAAGUAGAAAUACCCUCAUCAAUACCAGUAGCAACACCAGACUUAUCACCCCAUUCUAGAUCACCAUCACCUACUCAUUCCCUGGAACAACAAACACCAACAUUAGAAUCUGACUUCCUUCUUCAACAAUACCACGAGCAAGAAUUACCAUUAGAAGUCAUAGAAUAUUUCAUUGCAAACAAACAUGCUUGGGGUUAUCUAUAUAGCUUGACCGACGGCUUUGCGUCACAUGGACUGCUCGAUACAUCGAAUGCUACGUCAAACUCAGGAUAUACACCAUUGAAUGAAAAAUCACAAGAUAUUACCUCUUCUCUCUUGAUGCCUUCAGCAUAUGAUAUUGGUAGUGAUACAUCUUGUCACAUUAGAAUACCUGGUUUGAAUAGUUGCCAAUUUUUCAUAUACAUGCGUUGGAAAGAUAAAGGUGAUGGAUACAGUAUGUAUUUCUAUAUAUUUGAUCCCAUUGGUGAUAGCAAGUUGAACGAUACUUUCCUUCCAAGAAGUGUGGAAUGCUCCCUCCAACAUGGUGAUACUAUUACAAUCAAUUUCAAGAAACACAUGACCUCUGAUACCCCAAAUGAGCUACUGAUAUUCCAAUUCUUUACAAACACACCAAAUAUCAAAUGUUUUAAACAUGAAAAUGAAACUAUCAAGGAUUUCUACUCUUACAACGAAAAUGACGAAAUUGGUCAUGGAUCAUAUGGAAAAGUGUACAAAGCAAUCUGCAAAUCAAAUCAAAAAGUAUUUGCCCUCAAAGAAAUUCAAAUGGAAACAAGAAAUCUACUAGUCAGUAAUAGUUUAUACCGAGAAGCAGCUAUCAAUGUAUGCCUGAAACGUCACCCUUGUAUCAUUGGAAUAGAAAAUGUUAUAGAAGAAUGGAAAAUGCUUAUGGUGUGUGGUACAAUGCGAAAAGUAUCAAAGAGGCUCUUCUUAGUAUUGGAAUAUGGAAAAGAUGGGGAUCUAUUUGAAUUGGUGAACAGUGACUAUGAAAUGCAUGAAAUACGAGCAGCCAUUAUUUUUGAUCAAAUUUUCCAUGCUGUGGCUCAUUUACAUCGUCAAGGUAUUGCCCAUCGAGACUUGAAGCUUGAAAAUGUUGUUGUCACCGAUGUUGCCAAAUGUCAAGUCAAGUUAUCAGAUUUUGGCCUUGCUACUUUUGAACGACCUGGAAAUAUCUUUGAAACCGAAUGUGGUACUCCUUUAUAUACUGCACCUGAACUACUGGCUAUGAAUUGCGGUUCCACAGCCAACUAUACCAAAGCAAUUGACAUCUGGUCACUUGGCGUUAUGUUAUACGCGGCAUUAUCCAAAUCAUCACCUUAUCCUGAACAUAUUCUGGGAAAAAAGUAUGAUAUGCUGGUACACAUGAGGGAUAUGGUCUUCCCUGGAUUUGAAGAAAAAGUAUGGGAAGCUAUUUCUAAUGAAGGGAAAGAUUUGAUUCGAAGAAUGUUAGAAAUACACCCAAAGAAACGACUUACAAUUGAAGAUGUAUUGGAACAUCCUUGGAUGGUGGCAACAAGGGAACUUCCUGGUAGAGAUAUUAAUCUUACAAAAUAUAUCAAGGGUUAG